GCCAAAAUUGACCGCUAAAUGGUCAGAAUCAGGCUUCGUAAAAAUCCAACCAUACCAAUAAAUAUUGAAGUGUUUGUCAUCAUCUUGCACUAUAUUUUAUCAUUCAAUCAACACCACGCUGAAGAUAUCAAACAAAACUCACUCUUACAAAUUUCAACUCUCAGGAAACAGAGGAAACAGAGAUGGUGAUGAUGAUGAACAUGGAGGAGCAUUUGCCACGAGAAUUGGUUUCCAACAUCCUCUUGAGGUUGUCUGCCGAGGAUUUGAUGAAAUCCAAGUGCGUUUGCAAAUACUGGUUCAAUCUCAUAACUGAUCCUCAUUUCAUUACAAAUUACUAUGUUGUUUACAACAACAAUCUCAUGCAGUUUCAGAGCCAAGAGGAGAAACUCUUCAUCAUUAGAAGACCCUUUCUUUCUGGGCUUAAAACUUACAUUUCUGUUCUCUCUUGGAAUAUCAAUGAUCCCAAAGGAAUUGUUUCCUCUGAAAUUUUGAACCCUCCUUAUGAAUAUGAUUCUGACUACAAAUACUGGACUGAAAUCAUGGGUCCUUGCAAUGGCAUAUACUUCCUAGAAGGCAAUCCAAAUGUCAUGAUGAACCCUUCUUUGAGACAGUUCAUAGUUUUGCCUCAAUCCCCUUCAUGUGGUUCUUUCACUGAUUAUGCUGGGUUUGGGUUUGACCCCAAAACUAAUGACUACAAAGUUGUUGUCAUCAAGGACCAAAUUGGGAUUUGGACAGCUGAGUUAUACAGCUUCAAUUCCAACUCUUGGAGGAAACUUGAUGCUGCUCUCCCACUUCCAAUUCAAAUCUGGGGUUCAUCUCGAGUUUACACUUUUGUCAAUAAUUGUUAUCACUGGUUUGGCUUUGUUGAUGCUUCCAAUAGAACAGGAGAUGUAGUUGUGGCAUUUGACAUGGUUAAGGAAUCAUUCAGGAAGAUAAAAGUGCCAAAGAUACGUUAUUCUUCACAAGAAGAUUUUGCAACUCUGGUUCCCUUUAACGAAUCUGCUACUGUUGGUGUUAUUGUGUACCCUGUCAGAGGAACCACAGAGAAAGGCUUUGAUGUGUGGGUGAUGAAAGAUUACUUGGAUGAAGGGUCUUGGACUAAGCAAUACACAGUUGGACACAAUGAAGUGAUGUACAAGCUUGUGGGGUUUUAUGGAAGCAAUCGGUUUCUAUGGAAGGACAGUGAUGAAAGAUUGGCGUUGUACAACCCUGAUUCUGAAGUAAAAACAAAGGAUCUUCAGGUUUAUGGAAGGUAUGAUUCAAUUAGAGCUGCUAGAUACAUGGAAAGCCUUGUUUCACUUCAAAGGGGAAAAGAAAGAGGUCACCAAUUUUUUUCAUGUAGUUUGGUUCCUGACCCUCUACUAAGUCAGGGUGAAUGAUUUUCUUUUCAGGUAGCUGCUAGAUUACUUGAAUUAUACAGUCUGAAUACCAAUUCUUAUUCUGAUUAUACUGUUCGUCUCCCACUUCCCUUUCAAUGUUGGGAUUUAAUCUCUAAAGUGUACACUUUUGUCAAUGACUGUUGUCAUUGGUUUGGGUAUGAUAUUGGACCCAAAAGAACAGAGGAAGAUGCGGUUCUCACCUUUGACAUGGUUCAUGAGUACUUUAGAAAGAUAAAAGUACCUAAAAUACGACAUUCAGAAAAGGAGUUGGCAACUCUGGUUCCCUUUCACGACAGGGCUACAAUUUGUAUCAUUGUGUACCCUGCUAAAGGACUGGACAAAAGCUUUGUUGUGUGGGAGAUGGAACGUUACUGUCUUGAUGAAGGGGCUUGGAUUAAGAAAUACACUGUUGGACAAGUCCAAGUCAUUCACCAGCUUGUGGGGUUUUAUGGGGGAAACCGAUUUCUUUGGACUGGAAGGUGCCGAAAGUUUGGGCCAGUAAGAUUGGUGUUUUUCAAGUCAGAUGACAGUAACACCGCAACUCAAAGAAGGGAUCUUCAGGUUUAUGGAGAGUCUGAUUCAAUAGAUGCUGCUACAUACAUGGAAAGCAUCAUUUCUCUUCGAAGGGGAAACGAAAUUGAUGGCCAGUGCUUUUCAUGCAGAUUGGUUCCUGAGUCCUGAUCAUCUACUAAAUCAGAAAAUUUAAGGAUCCCUUUGAUGCAUGGAUGGAGUUAGACAUUAACAAGAUUACUGGAGCAGAUAUCUCUAAUAAGAUCAGUGAUUCAGCUAUCAAGCCAUAGUUGAUUUUAGCUAUUUAGCAUGAGUUUUUUGGGGCCUGACUUGACUUUUAGUUGGAUAAAUUUUCUUUGAGCUAACUACAGAUUUGUGAGAGUCAUUCCAGGAUUAGUUUACUGUCUCAAAUGAACUAUUUGGUUUAUCUGAUCGAUCAAAGACUUGUUUCAGUUUCAUCAAUGUAUGAUGUUCAUUAACAUCAAAUGCCAAGACAUUUAACUACAUUGUUUUCAUGUUUACUAGUAGUCAAUUCGUCAAAGUUUUGUUGC
This is a messenger RNA of Lotus japonicus, 2440 nucleotides long. RefSeq names its product putative F-box protein At3g16210. The transcript is spliced from 2 exons. NCBI's taxonomy places the organism in Eukaryota, Viridiplantae, Streptophyta, Magnoliopsida, Fabales, Fabaceae. The record is from RefSeq and is a predicted model, not a curated record. The coding region runs from base 183 to 1379 and encodes 398 amino acids. Gene Ontology annotation, molecular function: protein binding.